This is a messenger RNA of Actinia tenebrosa (Australian red waratah sea anemone), 1114 nucleotides long. RefSeq names its product large ribosomal subunit protein uL2m. Gene Ontology annotation, cellular component: ribosome; mitochondrial large ribosomal subunit. Gene Ontology annotation, molecular function: structural constituent of ribosome; transferase activity; RNA binding. NCBI's taxonomy places the organism in Eukaryota, Metazoa, Cnidaria, Anthozoa, Actiniaria, Actiniidae. The record is from RefSeq and is a predicted model, not a curated record. Gene Ontology annotation, biological process: mitochondrial translation.
UUUAUUCCAUCGUGACUGCCUGCUUUGGCAGUUAUUUUAGCAACAAAAGCACUUUAUUUCUGCUUGUUUUGAGGAAAGAAAAUAUCGACAACUCUUCAAACAGCAUGGCUGGCCUUUGUAAGCAUCUGGUGAACACCAUGGCCUCCAGGUUGAACAGUUCAUAUUGGUUUACAAUAAGAGGUCUUGCAGCCGCUGUAUCAAACUCUCAAGUCAGUGCUUUCUCCACUUCAUCACCUUUGGUGGGCAGAACGCAUUACUCAUUUAUGAAGAUCCCUCGUAGUAUUCCUAACAUGCCAGUACCUAGAUAUCUAAAAGAUGGCACAAUGAGACGACACAAAGGCAGGUCUGGGAGAAACCAUUCAGGCAAGAUAUCAAUACGCCAUCGUGGUGGGGGGCACAGUCAGACAUAUAGGAUUAUAGACUUUGUACGUGCUCCUUUUAUGAAGGGGGCCGAGAAUCCACCUCUCAUUAAGGAAAAAGUUUUACAAGUGGGGUAUGACCCAUGCAGAUCUGCUAGGAUCGCCUUGGUAGCUGGCAAUGGAAGUAAUAGGCAAAAAUUACUGAUUGCUCCUGAUACUGUUCAAGUAGGGGAUAUUGUUACGUCUCACAGAGGUAAACCAGAAUCCUUAGCUCUUCUUAAACCCGGCGAUGCCUACCCUUUGAAAUAUUUACCCAUUGGAACUGUGGUCCAUAAUAUUGAGUUAAAACCAGGUAAAGGUGCACAGCUUGCAAGGGCUGCUGGGACAUCAGCACAGCUUAUUCGUAAAUCCAAAGAUACUGCAGUAGUAAGACUACCAUCCAAGGAAGAAAAGGUUAUCAGUGAUCUGUGUAUGGCUUCUGUUGGAAGGGUCUCUAAUAUUGAUCGAAAAAACCGGGUGAUAGGAAAGGCUGGAAGGAAUAGAUGGCUUAACAGGAGACCCAAGGGACAGACUGGUAUUGAUAGAACACACUGGAAGAAGAAGAGAGUCUAGGAUAUUGUCAUUUCAUAUCAAUCACAUGUCAAAGUUAGAUUUUUAACAUGGAUUUUGUGUGCAGUGACCAGAGAGAGUUUUUUUGGGCAUCUGUUAAACUUCUGAAAAUAAAUUUAGUAAAUUAACAGAAUGAGAGCAAGAUA